Molecule: messenger RNA, 821 nt
Organism: Portunus trituberculatus (swimming crab)
Lineage: Eukaryota; Metazoa; Arthropoda; Malacostraca; Decapoda; Portunidae
Product: U-scoloptoxin(01)-Er1a-like
Exons: 3
Coding region: 185-598 (137 amino acids)
Cellular component (GO): extracellular region
Molecular function (GO): chitin binding
Source: RefSeq, a predicted model, not a curated record
GACCUGCCCACCCAGUCGACAAUCGUGUCCGUCCGCCUCGCAGCCUCCCUCGAUCCCAGUCCAGUCCCAACACCCGACCACUGGAGACACCUCACCAAGUCUCUCUCACUGUCUCUUGUGCCCACUGCCUCAAGAAGCCACUCACUCCAGCCACUCAGAGACAAAUACAGCCCUGACCAUUAAAAUGGAAGCUUCAUCAGUGCUCCGGCUGGUGGUGGUGGUGAUGGCAGCCCUUGCAGCAGGGGCCUCUGGUAGGAUGGCAGGCCGCUUACCGGGAGGAUUCGGUAUACUAUCGUCCCCUUUUGACUGCAACGACCGAGCCUUUGGUUACUACGCUGACAUGGAUAACGGGUGCCGCGCCUUCCACGUGUGUCUCCCGGUGUACAGCGAGGAGGGCCAGCUGGAGGAGGUGGCGCACUUCACUUUCAUGUGCGGCCAGAACGCCGUGUUCAGCCAGGACUCUCUUACCUGUGCCCACCCAAGCGAAAGUCUGCCGUGCUCUGAAGCGGCCGCCCACUAUGAAGUGUCCAACGCAAACUUCGGCAUCAUACCAGAGGAAAACCAAGAGUUCAGCGAACAGCCUGUAAGCUUACAGUAGUGGAUUGCUACUCGGGGGGUUCCGUCCUUCUGACAUCUUCACAUAAGCAGAAAGGUGACGUCAUGGUAAAGGGAUUCAAUUUCAUAUCUGUAGUGUGUGCGGUCUUACCUAUAAGUUCAGCAAACUGAAAAGGUUCGUGCACAAGUGAAAACUAAGAUAAAAUAAAAUUGACACAACAAUAAAAAAAAAAUAUAUAUAUAUAUUACAUAGAGUACGUAUUGCC